GGCUGGGAGGGCGCCUGGAUCCCGAGACCCGCGCGGGUGGCCAGCUGGCAGGAGGGGACGGGGUCAAAGGUGGAAGGCUACGGGCCGGCAGGGAGAGGAGGCCUGACCCGGGUUCGGAAAGAGGAAGGACAUCAUCUGUGCGGGACAGUGUGCAGGAUGGACACCCGGCCCGGGCGGGUGGUUGCAGCCGCAGGGAGGGCUGCUGAGAGCGGGCAGCUCAGUUUCUGGAUCCCAGGCGGGACCGAGUCAGGUCGAGUGCAGGAAGCUGGAGGGGACUUGGCUAACAAGACCAAGAUACGACUCAGCUGAGCUUUGUAGCUCUGAGACAGAAAAUGUCUGCAGAUGGCGGAGGCAUCCGUGCUACCCAGGACAAGGAGAGAGCCCAAGAGACUCCAGGUCAUGGGCAUUCUUGUCAAGAAAUGCUUUCCAAGUCGGAGGGGACAGUGCUGUUGGGAGCUGCUCAGGAGUCACCCCACAUCAAGAUGGAGCCGGAAGAGCCGCACCCUGAGGGGGCAUCACAGGAGGCCAGAGCUCAAGGAGUACAGGGCUGGGUGCCCCUAAGCCAGGGCUCUAAGGAGAAAACGCAUUUCCUGCCUGGCGGAGCCCUCCCCUCCCCCCAGAUCCCUGUGCUCUCUCAUGAGGGGAGGACCAGAGACCGGCGGAUGGCCGCGGCGCUCCUCACUGCCUGGUCCCAGAUGCCAGUGACCUUUGAGGAUGUGGCUGUUUACCUCUCCCGGGAGGAGUGGGGGCGGCUGGACCACACACAGCAGAGCUUCUACAGGGAUGUCCUUCAGAAGAGGAACGGGCUGUCCUUGGCAGGGUUUCCCUUCAGCAGGCCUUUCUGGGCCUCUCAAGUGCAGGGCAAGGGCGAGGCCUCGGGAUCCUGCCAGCAGAUGGGAGAUGAGGAGGAGGAGAAGAGAGGAGCCGUGGAGGUGGGCAAGGAGGAGCUAGCCCCGCCCCUGGGAGCCCUUGGGGAUAUGAAGUCCUUCAAAAGCAGGGUGGGGAGAGCCCAGGGGGAUGCCCCACGGUGUGGGCAGCGAACAGCCGGCGGCCAGAGCUCAGGGCCAGCCAAGGACGAUGUGCAGCCGGGUCCUGUGGAGGAGGCACAGUCGGAACCAGCCCCGCCUGACAUCGGCAUCCCGAAAGCCCAGGAGGGCCGCUUCCCAGAGCAACCCAGAGAUGGGGAGACGACCGCCCCUGAGAGCAGCGAGGAGGGCCUGGCCCCUAACGGCGACGCCGGCAAGAAGACCUACAAGUGCGAGCAGUGCGGCAAGGCCUUCAGCUGGCACUCGCACUUGGUGACGCACCGGCGCACGCACACGGGCGAGAAGCCCUAUGCCUGCACGGACUGCGGCAAGCGCUUCGGCCGCAGCUCACACCUCAUCCAGCACCAGAUCAUCCACACUGGAGAGAAGCCCUACACCUGCCCGUCCUGCUGGAAGAGCUUUAGCCACCACUCGACGCUGAUCCAGCACCAGCGCAUCCACACGGGUGAGAAGCCCUACGUGUGCGACCGCUGCGCCAAGCGCUUUACCCGCCGCUCAGACUUGGUCACCCACCAGGGCACCCACACAGGCGCCAAGCCGCACAAAUGCCCCAUCUGUGGCAAGUGCUUCACGCAGAGCUCAGCCCUGGUCACCCACCAGCGCACCCACACCGGGGUCAAGCCCUACCCGUGCCCCGAGUGCGGCAAGUGCUUCAGCCAGCGCUCCAACCUCAUUGCCCACAACCGCACGCACACCGGCGAGAAGCCCUACCACUGCCUCGACUGCGGCAAGAGCUUCAGCCACAGCUCGCACCUCACCGCCCACCAGCGCACCCACCGCGGUGUCCGGCCCUACUCCUGCUCCCUGUGCGGCAAGAGCUUCAGCCGGCGCUCCAACCUGCACCGGCACGAGAAGAUCCACACGGCGGGGCCCAAGCCGCACAGCUGCGGCCAGUGUGGCAAGCGCUUCCGCUGGGGCUCCGACCUGGCGCGCCACCAGCGCACGCACACGGGCGAGAAGCCGCACAAGUGCCAGGAGUGCGACAAGAGCUUCCGCAGCUCCUCGGACCUGGUGCGCCACCAGGGUGUGCACACGGGCCAGAAGCCCUUCUCCUGCUCCGAGUGCGGCAAGAGCUUCAGCCGCAGUGCCUACCUGGCCGACCACCAGCGCAUCCACACGGGCGAGAAGCCUUUCGGCUGCAGUGACUGCGGCAAGAGCUUCUCACUGCGCUCCUACCUGCUGGACCACCGGCGUGUGCACACGGGCGAGCGGCCCUUCGGCUGCGGCGAGUGCGACAAGAGCUUCAAGCAGCGCGCCCACCUCAUUGCCCACCAGAGCCUGCACGCCAAGAUGGCCCAGCCUGUGGGGUGAGGGCCGGAAGGGCAGCCCAGGCGGGGUCCCCACCCGGCCCAAUCCACCAUCUCCGCUGCCGGCAGGACUGCAGGGGUCCCCCACGUGCAGAACCCAUCAGCCCUGCCCUCCUGGGGACCUGGCCAACGCCCCCCCAGGCAUGGAAUCCCCUGUGACCUUGUGGCCAUGCCCUUAACUGCUCUGGGUUUUUUCUUGCCCCCUGGUUUCCUGGAGCCCCGGCACAUUCCAGGCUGGUGGUGUGAGCACAGGGGAGAAGCUGGGGCACAGGGAUGUAUGAGGACUCGGGCAGGCCUGGGGUCUCCAUCCCAGAACCCCCUCAGCCUUGCUUGGCCCCGUCACUCUGUUCCCGGCCUUCUCGGCUGGGUCCAUGGGCUGGGCCUUCUGUCCUGCCAUCCUGUGCCUUCCCACGGGGGUGAAGGCUAAGCCUCAGGGUGCUGCUGGGCUCUGGGAGGGUCAGUCAGCCCACACCCAUGAGGACCUGGGUCCUGGGUGCGGCCACAGGGGCUUUCUGUCCUCCACCCCUUCCCAUUUCCAGACAUUGACCGCUCUGCCCUGUCCCAGCAGCAUGCAAGCUGCCUGCCUCUGCCUUCAGCCAGCUCGCCCCAGCUGAGUUCCCAAGAGUCACCCUCCACCAGUCUGGGGAGGGUGGUGUUGGCUCCGGGGACAGAGGCCAAUUGUGCAGACCAAGAACAGGGCCAGUGGAGGCCCGCUGCCCCCGCUGCUCCCCAGUCUCCUGGAGUCUCGGGGUUUAUGGUACUUAACACUAGCACUCCAUCAGCACCUUGUCACUAACUCCUGAGGCGCUGUAUUCCCUGCAGAAGGGCAUUCACAGGGACAGAUCACAGGCCCUCCCAAGGAGCUGGCCCAGCUGGCCUCAAAGGGCAGCAGAAAGGUUGAAUAAACAUGAA
Molecule: messenger RNA, 3265 nt
Organism: Physeter macrocephalus (sperm whale)
Lineage: Eukaryota; Metazoa; Chordata; Mammalia; Artiodactyla; Physeteridae
Product: zinc finger protein 205
Exons: 8
Coding region: 333-2357 (674 amino acids)
Biological process (GO): regulation of transcription by RNA polymerase II
Cellular component (GO): nucleoplasm; nucleus
Molecular function (GO): RNA polymerase II cis-regulatory region sequence-specific DNA binding; DNA-binding transcription repressor activity, RNA polymerase II-specific
Source: RefSeq, a predicted model, not a curated record